Molecule: messenger RNA, 427 nt
Organism: Hibiscus syriacus
Lineage: Eukaryota; Viridiplantae; Streptophyta; Magnoliopsida; Malvales; Malvaceae
Product: V-type proton ATPase subunit G1-like
Exons: 3
Coding region: 8-427 (139 amino acids)
Biological process (GO): proton transmembrane transport
Cellular component (GO): vacuolar proton-transporting V-type ATPase complex
Molecular function (GO): proton-transporting ATPase activity, rotational mechanism
Source: RefSeq, a predicted model, not a curated record
GGCAGCCAUGGAUUCGUUCAAAGGGCAAGGUGAAGGAGGCAUUCAGAUGUUGCUAACUGCAGAGCAAGAGGCUCAGCACAUAGUUUCAAGUGCUAGAAACAUGAAGAUGGCCAGGCUAAAGCAAGCCAAAGAAGAAGCCGAAAAGGAGGUCGCCCUUUACCGCUCCCAAAUGGAAGUUGAAUACCAAAAUAAAAUAUCGGAGUCAACCGGAAGCUCUAGAAAUACAGUGAAGAAACAUGAAGAGGAAAUUGACAGGAAGAUUAAGGCUUUGACGAAAUCAACCACGAUGGUAUCAAAAGAAGUAGUUGACAUGCUCAUUGAACACAUUACUGUAAAGUCAACAAUGGAGGCUAUAGAGGGGGCACCAUUUUUUUUUGCAUGGGUUUUCAACAAAAGGGGCACCGAUUUCGGUGCCCCAAUUCUUUAA